Choloepus didactylus (southern two-toed sloth) is the source of this 3197-nucleotide messenger RNA. It is a transcript of the gene TPRN, whose product is annotated as taperin. Gene Ontology annotation, biological process: sensory perception of sound; stereocilium maintenance; auditory receptor cell stereocilium organization. Gene Ontology annotation, cellular component: stereocilium base. NCBI's taxonomy places the organism in Eukaryota, Metazoa, Chordata, Mammalia, Pilosa, Megalonychidae. The record is from RefSeq and is a predicted model, not a curated record. Gene Ontology annotation, molecular function: phosphatase binding.
AUGGGCCCACAUCCGGACGGAACGGGCGGGCCGGGCUCCGGCGGGGCGAGGAAGGCCCGGCCCGGGCCAAGGUCACCCGCUAGCCCAGCCCGGCGCAGGGGUCCCGCCCGGGUCCCCGCCAGGACCCGCCCCCCGGGCACCGCCCCCGGCGGCCGCGAGCAGGAGAGCAAGGCGGAAGUCGGGAAGCGGCCAAUGAGCGGCGCGAGGAGCCGGGGCGUGUGUAAGAGGCUCCGCCAAUCGCUGUCGGCCCGGCAGCGCUGCUUCCAGGGCCGGGCCGCCGGGCGAACCGUCCUCCCCGGCCAUAGGUGGGGCCGCGCGGCUCGGGGCGGGUCUGAGCCGGCCUCCCCCAAUGGGCGGUGGCCCGGGAGGGGGCGUGGCCGCGACGCGGGGACCGGCGCGGGGCGGCGGCGCUCGGUGCCCUUGGCGCACUCGGCGCAGUCCGCGCUGCCGGCGGCUGCCGCAGUGGAGCAUGGCGGGCCUGGGCGUCCGGGGCCGGGCGCCCGCGCGGCUCUGCCCGCCUGGAAGCGCGAGAUCCUGGAGCGCAAGCGGGCCAAGCUAGCCGCGCUGGGCGGCGGCGCGGGGCCGGCGGCCGGGGCCGGGGCCGGGGCCGGUGCGGGCGCCGAGCAGCUGGUGCUGGCCGAGAGCCUGGGCCCGCUGCGCGAGAACCCGUUCAUUGCGGCUCGAGGCGGCGCGGCGGCGCGGGGCGGCCGGGGCGCGGCGGGGCGGCCGGGGGCGCGGCCGCUGCUGGAACUGUGCGCGCGCGUGCCGGGCAUCCGCACCAUCCGCGCCGACAACAUCCUCAUCAUCGAGUCGGCGCCCGGCUUCGCGCCCGCCCCGCCGCCGCCCCGGGGCCGCCCGGCCGCCGAGAUCCGCGCCGCCGAGGUGCUGGUCUACGAGGCGCCGCCGCCGCCGGGCCGCGUCAGCCGCCUGCUGGAGAAGUUCGAACCCGCCGCCCGGCCCCGCGCCGCGCGCCCCGCCCCGCCGCGCCGCCGCGCCAGCCCCGAGCGCGCCCGCCCGCCGCCGCCCCCGGAGCCCCAGCCGGCGCCAGCGGCCCCCGGCCCGCGCGUGGGCGAGCGCGCGGCCUGGUUCGAGCGGGAGCGCUGCGGCGGCGGGGCCGGCCCCGGGGCCCGGCGCAGCGACUUCCUGCAGAAGACCGGCAGCAACUCCUUCACCGUCCACCCCCGGGGCCGGCCCCGCGGCGCGGGCGAGCGCCCCGUCACCAACGGGCCCGCUGCCCUCGAGCCCCAGGCCGGCUCUGCAAACGGCCUCGCGGGCUCCCCGACUGGGCCAGCCCUUCCCGGCGCGGCCCAGGGCUGGGGCGACUGGAAGCCAAAGGUGGAGGCGGAGGCGCGCCCUCUGCACCUGCCCCCCAGCCCCGGGCCCCCCAGUGCCACUCCAGCCGUGUCCCCUGCCUUCCCCGCCCCCAGCCCCGCCAGUGCCACUCCCAGCCAGCGCCGGUGGGUCUCCGCGGCCACCAGCGCCAACGACUCCUUCGAAAUCCGGCCGGCGCCCAAGCCAGACUUGGCGACCAUCCCAGCGGGGGACCUGCAGGCGCAGGCCCUGGCCAGCCUCCGCGCCAGCUCCCGGAACUCCUUCGUCUUCAUCCCCAAGCGCAAGGCCUGCGGGACCUGUCCCCCCGGGGGAAGGCAGUCUGUGGAGCAGCCAAAGGGAGAGGUGGGCUGGGUCUCCCGACUGCGGGAGCCUGCAGCCCAGCUGGUGCCUGGAGCUGGAGAGCCUGCCAGAGCAAGGAGCCCCUUGGGGGCUGAGGAACUGUGGGCAGCAGAGCAGAGGGGCUCCCCUGGACCAGCCACUGCCCUCGUCACCAGGGCUGUCUGGUGGCAGAGACCAUCCUCGCCACCCCCUUCCCUGCUGGCUGCCACCGAAGCUGAGCCAGCUGAGGGUUUGGGGGCUUCUGGCCUGACCAAGAACGGCUGGGAGCCUGGGAGAGCAGGGCUCCCCGUCACCUUCAUUGAUGAGGUGGACUCAGAUGAGGAGACCCCUGGAGAAGCCAGACUGCCCUGUCCAGGGGCUGGGGUGCCUGCCUGCAACUGUGUACACCUGGCUCGGCCAGAGCCCGCUUCGGAGUUCUACCACCGAGGUGGUAACACCUUCACGGUGGUGCCCAAGGGGAAGCCGGGGGUGCUGGAGGAACAGGCCAAUGGGGGACCCUGGCCGAGGCAGGAGGAGGUGGCGGCGGGACCCCACCCCACCCAGGGGACUUUGCCGAAGAAGCGCUACCCCACCGUGCAUGAGAUCGAGGUCAUCGGGGGCUACCUGGCCUUGGAGAAGUCCUGCCUCACCAAGGCCGGGUCCUCUAGGAAGAAGAUGAAGAUCUCCUUCAACGACAAGAGCCUGCAGACCACGUUUGAGUACCCCUCCGAGGGCUCCCUGGUGCAGCAGGAGGAGGCAGACGGGGAUGGAGAGCAGGCCGAGGAGGAGGAGGAUGGCGAGCUGGAGGACGAGCAGGAGGGGACAGGCUCCCAGGGGGCUGCCGGGAGGCCCUUGGGGCUCUUUCUGCCCCGGGCCACAUUUGUCACCAGCGGGGGCCCUGAGGGAGCGCGGCUGCCUGCCGGCAGCUCAGGCCUGUCCAGCUACACCCCCAAGCACUCCAUGGUCUUCAGCAAGUGGCGGGAGCAGACGCUGGAGCCGGCUCUGGGAGAGGGAGAUCCGCUCCUGAAGGAGAUCCUGCUCACGCCUGCUGGUCACAGUGAUCUCUCGGACUUCCGCAGCGAGCCAGCCCUGUACUUCUGACACCGUACAGCCAGGAUGAGCAGGCCGGGCCUGAGGUGGCCUGUGGACCAGGCAGUGCCCUGGAGCCCGCUCCCUCUGCCCUGCAAUGCGCCACCUCCCCUCCUGUCCUCCCAGCACACCAGCCCGGGCGGGGGCCUAUCUGGGCCUCACUCCUGUGGGUGGGCACUGCCCAAGGGGGAGAGCGGGGGUCCUGUGGGACAGUGGCCUUGUCUGGGACCAUUGGGGUCUCGGCAGAUAGUGGCCCGAGGCUGCCCUGUCCUGCCUGCCAAGCCCUGGCUCCCAGCCUCCACCCGCCAGGCCCAGCUGCUUUGGGGUGGACUGUGGGGUGAGGGGCUGGUGCAGUGUCUGUUAUCUGCAGGGACCCCAUGGUCCUUCUCAGCCACCCACUCCCCUGGUGAUGUCUAUCCUUUCUGAUGAAUGGACUCAAUAAACAGCACUGGACAAGG